This is a messenger RNA of Portunus trituberculatus (swimming crab), 3579 nucleotides long. Its product is annotated as integrin beta-PS-like. Gene Ontology annotation, molecular function: integrin binding. Gene Ontology annotation, biological process: cell adhesion mediated by integrin; integrin-mediated signaling pathway; cell-matrix adhesion. Gene Ontology annotation, cellular component: cell surface; focal adhesion; integrin complex. Lineage: Eukaryota; Metazoa; Arthropoda; Malacostraca; Decapoda; Portunidae. The record is from RefSeq and is a predicted model, not a curated record.
GAGGCACUCCUGCGGUUGCCUCUAUUAGUGUGUUGCGUCUCACAGCAGAGGGAACGUGUGUGUGCCUGCGUGUGUUGAGGAAGCCGCGCGUGUGUAUGUGUGCGUGUGUGUGUGUGUGCCCCCGUGUCCUGCGCCCUGGUCUACCUCGUGUUUGAGCAGUUCUUCAAGUGUGGAGGUGACGCCGGGAUGAGGAGGAGAGGUGUGUUGGCUGUGGCAGUGGCGGUGAUGGUGGUCACCGUGGUGUGUGGGGAGGAGCAGAACCAAGGGCAGGAGUGUAAGGCACAGAGAACGUGUGCCCAAUGCAUUCAAACAGCAGGAUGUGCGUGGUGCAUCAACCCUAAGAGCGGAGAACACUGCCAAUCCGCUCAGGACUUCACGAAGGCCACCUGUAGCAUCAGUGACAUCCAGAACCCAAAGAACGCCUUUCAGCUGGUGCAGGAUGAGGAACUAACAGGCGCCAUCCAGAAGAAGCAUGAUUUGGAGGAAAACAUCUACCAACUGAAACCACAAAGAGUGAAGCUCCAACUGCGCAGGGGAGUACCACAGAACCUGGACAUCAAGUACCGGCGCGCCCUUGGCUACCCAGUCGACUUGUAUUACCUCAUGGACCUCUCAAACUCCAUGGAUGACGACAAGAAACAUCUGGCCGAGGCGGGCGCUGCUCUAGUCCAAACCAUGAUGAACCUCACGUCACAGUUCACCAUCGGCUUCGGCUCCUUCGUCGACAAAGUAAUGAUGCCUUUCACCGACACCACGCAUGCCCAGAGGCAAUCUCCGUGUACCGACUGUGCUCCUCCAUACUCCUUCAGAAAUGACAUGAGGCUUAGUACGGACCAUGCAGCCUUCAAGCAAAGAGUGACAGACGCCAAGAUCUCCGGCAACUUGGAUCAUCCCGAGGGUGGGUUUGAUGCCCUGAUGCAGGCGAUGGUGUGCAAAGAUCAGAUAGGCUGGCGGGAGAAGGUGCGACACAUCCUCGUCUUCUCUACCGACGCCAAGUUCCACCACGCUGGCGACGGACGGCUGGCAGGAGUAGUGAUGCCCAAUGAUGAGAAGUGUCACCUGGACGAACAUCAUGAGUACACGCACUUUGACAGAUACGACUACCCGUCCAUCGCACAGAUCAACAGAGUGGCAGAGGAAAUGAACAUCAACAUUAUCUUCGCGGUGCUGCAACACGAGGAGUUGUACCGGGAGCUCCAGAAGGAGAUCAAGACCUCCUCUUUUGGCUUGCUGGAUGAAGGAUCGAAAAACGUGGUGGACCUCAUCAAGGACCAGUACAAUAGCAUCUCCAGCAGCCUGUCCCUCUCAGACAACAGCACCAACGCCAUCACCAUCAAGUACAGCUCCACCUGCACUGACGGCAAACUCCGGGAGACCAAGGAGUGCGGAAUCGGCGAGGACGAUGAGAUAACCUUCAACCUGGAGAUCACGGUCAACAAGUGUCCAGUGAACGGCGAGCGAUCCUUUGUGGAGGUGAAGACUUUGGAGGCGAGCGUGAUUCUUGAGAUCGAGUACCUUUGUGACUGCAACUGUCCCGCUAGUACUUCCACAUCACCAUGCAAGAACAACGGGGAGCUGGAAUGCGGAGUGUGCUUGUGUCCAGAUGGUUACUACGGAGAAGAGUGUCAGUGUGUGAGUGGUGACGAAUCUUCCUUGAGCGACAUCCAGGACCAGACUGCCAAGUGCAUGGCCAACGAGACGGAUUCCAGGGUCUGCUCGGGGCGCGGCAACUGCAAGUGUGGCAUAUGUGAAUGCUUCAAGCCUGAUGAGGUGUCUGGGACUUUCUGCCAGUGUCACAAGCGGAGGUGUAUGGGCUCUAGUGACGUGGAAUGCUCUGGUCGUGGCACCUGUAACUGCAAUGAGUGUAUAUGUAAUGAGGGAUACUCUGGUCAAUUCUGUGAAUGUGAAGACCGAUCCUGCAUCCCGCAAGGGUCUGACAAGGUGUGCUCAGGCCACGGCAGAUGUGAAUGUGACCGGUGCAUCUGUGACCAGGAAAACAUCACCUACACGGGCCGCUACUGUGAGGACUGCCUGAGCUGCGGGACAGGGAAGUGUAAAAAGUUCAGAGACUGUGUGCAGUGUGUCCACUUUAAGAUCGGCCCACUCAAGGACAACUGCGAUGCAUGCGAACAAUACGCCUCUGUGGAGAAUUUGGAUGACUACAUGUACGAGAACUCCCGCCUGUGUACCUUCGAGGACGAGGACGGGUGCUACUUGAACUUCACCUACCGCUAUCUGGAGUCUACUAACAAGGAUGAGGUGCACGUGCAGGCAGAGAGGAAGUGCCGGAAAGAACCGCCCAUCGCAUUGAUUGUGUUCGGUCUAAUCGCCACCAUCGUGCUUGUGGGCGUGCUCACUCUCAUCAUGUGGAAGAUCGUCACCACCAUCCACGACAAGCGAGAGUUCGCCAAGUUCUUGGAGGAGACUAAACAAACCCGCUUCGGCGCUGAGCAAAACCCGCUGUUUAUUGACCCCACCACCACCACGCAGAACCCGAUGUUUGAGGGAGCAAGGAAUUAGUAACCCGCUGUUCAAACUCCAGAAGAACUAGCAACCCGCUGUCUGAGGCCCAGAAGAAUUAGUAACCCGCUGUUUGAUGUCCACAGGAACUAGUAACGGAGGGCGGCCACGGGACUCUCUCAAGCCAACCAGGCAGAGUUAGGUUAGGUUAAGUUGUCCUUGGUAGUCACGUUAAGUUAGCUGAUCAGUUUAGGUUAGGUUAGGUUAGGUAAGUUAUGUAGCCAACCCUUGCUUCCAUAAUUCACUACACGAGGUUAGGUUAGGUUAGGUUUGGUGUUCCAACCCAUUGCACUGGUUGUCAAAGUUUUUCUAGCAUGACUUUUUGGAGCUUUCUAAACUCAUCGCGAACCGCCCAGAAUAAAAAGCAGAAAGUGAAGUGAAAAAAGAAAAGAAAAAGUUACAGUGGCAUAUAAUCUGUGUCUUAAAAAUAUUGAUUCCUUAUUUUUGCCUUAACUAAAACGCGAUAGCGGACCCAAAAAAUAAAAUAAAAUAAAAUAAAAUAAAAUAAAACAAAUAAAUAAAUAAACAAAUAAUAAUAAUAAUAAUAAUAAUAAUAAUAAUAAUAAUAAUAAUAAAAUAGAAUAAAAUAAAUAAAUAAAAAAAAAAAAAAACUAAUUAAAUACAACUAACUGAGUGGUGGUGUCUGUUGAGGGCCACCACUCGCCAGGACCACACUCACGGUUGGCACAGGGCAAUCACUGGGUGGGGGUCUAGGGUGGGGGGGAGGGGGGUAGGGGUAUGAGGAACGGAUGAAGGGGCCAUUAGGUUAUUAAUUUCUGACUGGAUCGUAAAGAAAUGCACCACACAGAAAAAGGACGAAAAAUUAUGUCAUAACAUUUAAGAAGAAAAAAAAAAAACUACUUUGUUCAACACUAACACUUACACUUACACACACACACACACACACACACACACACACACACACACACACACACACACACACACACACACACACACACUGACGUAGAGAGAAAAAAAAAGUAUGUCAAAUAUCGGAGUGGCGAGACAGCCGUCUGGCAGUGUGAAAGUGACAAUUCCAAAUAAAGAAUGUACAAUGUA